AUGAGUGAGGGUGAACCUAUUGCAGUGAAGGUGAGUCGUCGAAUCGCUGAUCUCGAUGAUGAGUCAAGUGAGGAAAAAAGGGAAGAAGGGGAUGAGGAUAGUGAUGAUGAAUCAUCAUCUAGUGGGACUUCUCCUGCACCAUCUGAUAGAGAGGACUAUGGUGAAGAGGGUCUUGAUACUGAUGAGGAUGAACGGUGGAAGAAGAGAGAAAGGCUAGAGAGAUAUGAACGUCGUUGGAUUAAGACAAGAUGUGAAAGGAAUAAGAGAGAAAGGCUAGAGAGAUAUGAACGUCGUUGGAUUAAGACAAGAAGUGCCACAGAAAGUGAAAGUGAUGAGGAAGGUGGAGAAGCAGUAAAACUUGAUGAGGAUGAUAGUAGCAGUGAGGGAUCUAAUGAUCCAGAAAAAGAGGCUAGAGAGAGACAAAGGCAGGAGAAAGAUGAUGCAGAAAUGUAUCUACUCUAUUUGGCAUAG
This is a messenger RNA of Papaver somniferum (opium poppy), 471 nucleotides long. Its product is annotated as transcription initiation factor TFIID subunit 11-like. The record is from RefSeq and is a predicted model, not a curated record. The coding region runs from base 1 to 471 and encodes 156 amino acids. The transcript is spliced from 2 exons. NCBI's taxonomy places the organism in Eukaryota, Viridiplantae, Streptophyta, Magnoliopsida, Ranunculales, Papaveraceae.